CGACGAUAUUCUGUGACGAAGCCGGGCCGCCAGCGCCCCGACGCAUAGAUAAAGAUCGCCCGCGUCAGGACAAUUAACGUGGCCGAGUGCGUGAGCAUGUUCCAGCCUGUGUGUUUACAUAUUUUUGCGGGUAGAAAAAAAUAUUUUUUUGCUGUUUGUGAACCAAUUAAAGAAAUAAUAUUAUAUUAUUGAGCUUCCGCAUUUAUAUAAUAAAUAUGUUCAAAAUACAUUGAUGUGGCAUUGGUGCGGCCAGCCUAUGUCCAGCAAAUCAAUAUUGAACCACGAAUUCGCAGCUCUUGCGCAUCUGUAUGUAAGUAAUUUGUGGUAGUAGUGUGUAUUAUCCUUGGCAGUAGUGUGUAUUAUCCUUGGAACACGACAAGACAAAAAUCUAACCUCCAAAUAAGUACCGAGCAGUUUCGUUUCGUCGUUUCAUUUGAAAUUUUUGCCGUAAACAAAGCCAAGUAAAUUUUAAAUUUUGUUUAUUUUAUGUUCAUGUUGAUUGUUGGUCUAUGUGGAAUUUUAAUAAGAUUUUUUUUUAAAUAAACAAAGAUACAAAUGAGAAAUGGACCUUAAAAGAAAAGGCUUCUCAGGACCAAAAACCGAUUCACCUGACCAUCCUGAUAUAGUGCCUCCUACCCCUCCAAGAAAAUACAGAAACAAAUCAUUUGAUAGGCUUAGAUUUCUAAGAGGUUCCUCCAGUGGUAUAAGCUCCGAUGAAAGUUAUGGCAUAGACCGAGGCAUAAAGGUACCUUUAGACCUAUCUCCUAUCCCAAAUGAGAAGACCGCAUCGAAAAGACUUUGGCAAUCAAAUACUACACAUAAAAUACAUGAAGGAAAACGAUUCAAAAUGGAUAAAAAAACAUCGACUCAAAAUCAAAAAUGUAAUGAGACUGCAUCGGCUUUACAAGAUACUUUAGAUAAUUUGGAUAUAUCAAUUAUUUUUAAAAACGGAAGUUCCCAUUUGAAUAAAGCAACUGGCAGUAAAAUAGAUUCAAUGCCAAAACAACCUCAUCCGAAACCAAUAUGUGAAGAUGACGACUUGUUUUCACAAUCAUUCAAUACCCAACAAAUCAACCAAAUAGAUUUAGCAAUGAUCCAAGAUGAAGACAAAGAAAGUAAAUCUUCAUUCGAAAAUGAAAAAGAAAAUUUUAAUAGCAAACAUGAAGUUCCAAAAGAUGAGUUUUUCAAAAUGCCUAUUUUAAAAUCUUUCCGCGAAAGAGCAGCAACUAUUAAAGCUAAAAAGGAUAAAACUAUUGAUAGGUCCCUAUUAUUCAAUGAUGAGACUGUAACUAGUAUUUACAAGAAGGAAGUAGAUCAGCUUUUUGAGCAAAUAGAACACUCAAUUUGUGCAAUGGGUACAGUGGAUUAUGAAAAUACAAUUUCAGAUAAAGUGUUAGAUGUGUUUUUUGCUGAGGAUCACAAAUCUUCUGAAAUUGAUUUCAAUGAGAAUAAACUACAAGAAGAAUUACAGAGAAGCCUAACAGAUAGAUCAGCAACUAGUGAUGAUAGUCUUUUGAGCAACCUAAGUUUAGGAGCCGCUUUGAAAGAAGCUUUGAGGAAUAAUGCUUCAAAAAAUAUCGAGGCUGCUAAAGGAAAUAUCAAUAAUGCUGAUUUGACUUUGAAUAUGAGUGUACCGGAUUCUGAAUUUAGAAAAUUUGGACAAUUUUAUGAUUUGCCUGACAAGGCUAAGGAUUUGAUUAAACAGUAUAAGGGAAUUGAGAAAUUAUAUGAUUGGCAAGAAGAAUGUCUAAACCUAGCAAUAAAUAACCGUAAGAAUUUAAUUUACGCUUUACCUACCAGUGGUGGUAAAACUUUGGUAGCUGAGAUUUUGAUGUUAAGAGAAAUACUAUGUUAUCAACGGAACGCCAUUCUUAUUUUGCCUUAUGUUGCUAUCGUACAAGAAAAGGUUUGGGAUUUUUCACCUUUUGGGGUUGCUCUAGAUUUCUUAGUAGAAGAGUAUGCUUCAAGCAAAGGUGUAUUUCCUCCAAGAAAACGUCGCAGAAAACGCUCAGUCUACAUAGCAACAAUUGAAAAAGCUUUAGGCUUAGUAAACAGUCUUAUAGAAAGUGGAAGACUAAAUGAAAUUGGAUUAAUUGUAAUUGAUGAAUUGCAUUUAAUAGGCGAAGAAGGCCGUGGGUCUACAUUGGAAGCUUGUUUAGCCAAAAUAUUAAUUGCGAAAGGAAAUAUUCAAAUAAUCGGAAUGAGUGCAACUAUAGGAAAUAUUAUGGAUUUAUCUAAAUUUCUAAAUGCAGAAGUGUACACCAAAAAUUUUAGGCCUGUUGAACUUACUGAAUAUGUUAAAUGUGAAAAUAUGAUCGCUAAAAUUAAUUGGAAUUAUGCUGAUGAAAAUGAUAUAUUGAUAGAGGCUAAUAAAGUAGACUAUAUGUAUUCUGAAGCUAUCAAAAAGCUAGAUCCAGAUAUGCUAGGCGGGUUAGUCUUGGAGGUAAUACCCAAAGGAUCAUGUUUGGUAUUUUGUGCCUCAAAAAAUAAUUGUGAAAAUGUGGUUCAUCUUUUAUGUAAACUCACUCAACCGCAUUUGAAAGAAUAUAAAAAAGAUGAUAAAAUCCAACUAUUAGAAGCACUAAAAGGUGAAGCAGGGGAAUUGUGUCGAACUUUAAAAGUGUCAGUGCCUUUUGGAAUUGCUUAUCAUCAUUCUGGUUUAACUAGUGAAGAAAGGCGGUUAUUGGAAGAUGCGUUUCGAGCAGGAACUAUCUCUGUUAUCUGUUGCACUUCCACAUUAGCAGCUGGAGUCAAUUUACCUGCGAAACGAGUUCUACUAAGAUCGCCAUACAUUGGCAGAGAGUUUAUAAACCUCUCACGCUACAAACAAAUGGCAGGUAGGGCAGGUCGAGCAGGAUUCGAAGAAACUGGCGAAAGUAUAAUCGUGACAUCGAAAGCCGAUUUACCGAAAGUGAAGGAACUUUUAAUGAGCCCAAUGAAUAAAGCUAUGUCCAGCAUGCACCUUUUUGAGGGAAGAGGACUGCGGCAUCUAUUGCUCAGUUGUAUAAGCUUAGGAAUAGCAAACACGAGAGUACAAUUGCAUAAAGUGGCCCAAUCUACACUAAUGGCUGUGCAAGUAGAUAAAUUAGACAUUAAUAUUAAGCAACUCACAGAUGGUAUUAUUAAAAAGUUGUUCAAAAUGGGAGCCUUGGAAGAAGGAACUGAUAAAGGUAAUAGAAAAAGCCUGGAAUCUCAAUGUAAUGUUACUGUAAAGUUGGAUAGUACAUUUGCUCCUGAUUUAGACGCUUCGUUAAACAGUCUAGCUAGUACAAGUGCAAAACCAAAACGAAGAUUAAUGUUAACUAAUAAUACAAAACUGGUGGUCAGUAGCCUUGGAACUGCAGCAAUUAAAGGAGGAUUGGAUCUAUCUCGAGCCCACCAGCUGUAUGACGAUCUCUAUCAAGCCCAAAAAAGUCUGGUUCUAUUAAACUGUCUGCAUUUGUUGUAUUUAGUGACUCCUUAUGAAACUUCAGAACAUAUUAAACCAAAUAUACAGGUGUAUUAUGAUGUGUUGACACAUUUAAAUGAAAAAGAGGCGCAAACAUCAAGAAUUUUAGGCUUUGAUGAAGCAGCUACCUGUAAAAUGGCUACUGGAAAAGCUACAAAGCAAAUUCCUGAAAGUAUCCAAAACAGAUUCUAUGUCACUCUGAUGCUUUAUGAUCUUUGGAAUGAAAUGCCUGUGUUUAAAGUAUCAGAAAAAUAUCAGAUUAAUAGAGGUAUUGUUCAAAAUCUAAUGACAAAUUCAUCCACAUUUUCCUCAAACGUUGUUCAUUUUUGUGAAGAAUUGGAGGAAUUUUGGGCAUUUGGGCAUCUUUUGAAAGGGAUGAGCCAACGCUUAUCACAUUGUUGCGUCAGAGAGUUGGUGCCGCUUAUGGAAUUACCAUCAGUAAAACAAAGUCGAGCGAAACAACUUUAUGCUGCUGGAUACAAGAAACUGCAAAGUAUUGCCAAAGCUAGUGUCAGUGAAUUGGUAGAAAAUAUUGAGCAUAUGACUAGGAGAACAGCUGGACAGCUUAUAGCAGCUGCAAAGAUGUUGCUUUUAGAAAAAGUUGAAAAUCUUCGUGAAGAAGCAGAAGACGUGUUAGAUGGGGUUGAAUUUCCUAGACAGUUGUCGAAUGUUACUAAUAUUUCCUCUAAAUAAUCAUUUGAUCUCAGAUAAAAUAGUAGGUGGUUACUUUUUAUACAAAAUUAGCCUAAUAAGUAGUGUAGGUAUUUAUUUUUAUUUUAAAAGGAUACAUUUUUAGUUUAGUAUUAUUAGUCUUGCUGCAAAUUUAAUACAUAUGUAUUUAUUUAUUUUAUGUUUAUGGUUAUUCUGUUCUUUAUUAUUUAUUUUUGUUACUAUAUUAGGUAAGUACUUACAAAAAGAA
This is a messenger RNA of Ceutorhynchus assimilis (cabbage seed weevil), 4367 nucleotides long. The record is from the annotation of a GenBank genome assembly. Lineage: Eukaryota; Metazoa; Arthropoda; Insecta; Coleoptera; Curculionidae.